This is a messenger RNA of Bacidia gigantensis, 1809 nucleotides long. It is a transcript of the gene RPD3, whose product is annotated as histone deacetylase. The coding region runs from base 1 to 1809 and encodes 602 amino acids. NCBI's taxonomy places the organism in Eukaryota, Fungi, Ascomycota, Lecanoromycetes, Lecanorales, Ramalinaceae. The transcript is spliced from 4 exons. Gene Ontology annotation, molecular function: histone deacetylase activity. The record is from RefSeq and is a predicted model, not a curated record.
AUGGGAACUCAAGUAGGGCCGGUAGACGCCCCUUCAUUGGGCAACCCAUCCGACAAGAAAACUGUUGCGUACUUCUACGACUCUGAUGUGGGCAAUUACGCCUAUGUGGCGGGCCAUCCUAUGAAACCUCACAGAAUACGGAUGGCUCAUAGCCUUAUCAUGAAUUAUGAGCUUUACAAGAAGAUGGAAAUAUACCGAGCCAAACCUGCGACGAACUACGAAAUGGCCCAAUUCCACACCGACGAAUAUGUAGAAUUCCUCAAGAAGGUCACGCCAGAUAACAUGGAGCAAUAUCAGAAAGAGCAGGGAAGAUUCAACGUCGGAGACGACUGUCCAGUAUUUGACGGCUUGUUCGAGUUCUGCGGCAUCAGCGCCGGUGGCAGUAUGGAAGGCGCUGCAAGAUUGAAUAGAGGGAAGUGUGACGUUGCGAUAAAUUGGGCGGGUGGCCUUCAUCACGCGAAAAAGAGCGAAGCCAGCGGUUUUUGCUACAUUAAUGACAUCGUUUUGGGCAUAUUGGAGCUUUUACGGUACAACCACAGAGUCCUCUACAUCGACAUUGAUGUUCACCAUGGUGAUGGUGUAGAAGAAGCCUUUUACACUACUGACCGAGUCAUGACUGUCUCAUUUCACAAGUAUGGCGAGUACUUUCCCGGCACCGGAGAGUUGCGCGAUAUAGGCGUUGGGUCGGGCAAGCAUUACGCGGUGAACUUCCCAUUAAGAGAUGGCAUUGACGACAAAUCCUACAAAGAAAUAUUUGAGCCGGUCAUCCAGAGCGUAAUGGACUACUACAGGCCAAAUGCGAUUGUACUACAAUGUGGUGGAGACAGCCUCUCAGGCGAUCGGUUAGGAUGCUUCAACCUCAGCAUGAACGGACACGCAAAUUGCGUCAACUUUGUCAAAAGCUUCAAUCUUCCAGUCUUGGUCCUAGGAGGAGGUGGAUACACAAUGCGAAAUGUCUCCAGGACGUGGGCAUAUGAGACUGGUCUCCUCGUCGGACAAAAAAUGGGUCCAGAGUUGCCGUUCAAUGAUUAUUAUGAAUACUAUGCGCCGGACUACGAGCUCGAUGUACGGCCCUCUAACAUGGAUAAUGCCAACUCCGGCGACUACCUUCAAAAGAUCAAGAUACAAGUUAUAGAAAAUCUUCGGCAAACAGUCCACGCGCCCUCCGUACAGCAGCAAGACGUACCACGCGACCCAGAGGGGUACAACGACGAAGCCGAUGCAGAAUUAGAUGAUGCCGAUGAGGACGAAAACCCUGACGUCCGCCACACGAAACGCCGUCUCGAUCAAUAUGUUGAGAAAGACGGCGAGCUCAGUGAAAGUGAAGACGAAUAUGAGGCAGAACUGAACGGUGGGCGCGGACACAGAAAUGGUGUCAAGAGGCGGAGAAACAUGAUGGACUUCCAAAACCCCCUUGCAGUGGCCGAUGAUGAGAGCAUUGUUGGUGGCAGUCGUGCUGCGUCAGCUCGUAGUGGCCGAGGCCAAACGAACGGCAUUGAUCACAGUGACGUUGGUGACAGCGAAGCAGCCGACGAUGAAGAUGAGGAUGUCGAUAUGGCUGACGACGACGUCAACGGUGCAGCAAACGGAACGGCUGCCCAGGAAGCGACUCCACCAGACUCUCCAGAACAGAUCGCUGCCGACCCAACGCUGCCCGGAAAUGUUGCCACAGAUACUGGCAACGAUGCGAUGGAUGAAGGAGAUAUGGCUGUUGAUGAUGAUAAGGAGGAGGGCAGGGAGGAAAGGGAGAUCGAAGCUGCGACGGCCGAGAAGGCCACAGAAGUGGUGCAACGGCAGGAGGAUUCAUGA